Messenger RNA from Symsagittifera roscoffensis, 372 nucleotides. RefSeq lists its product as uncharacterized. The transcript is spliced from 3 exons. NCBI's taxonomy places the organism in Eukaryota, Metazoa, Xenacoelomorpha, Acoela, Convolutidae. The record is from RefSeq and is a predicted model, not a curated record. The coding region runs from base 1 to 351 and encodes 116 amino acids.
AUGGAUGGGCAUACAACAUCUAUCAUCAUUUCGGAUACUUCGAGUGCAAGUUCGGAAUGUCGAGACGUCAUGCCACUUGCGAAUCAAAUGAGGGGCCGCAGACCCAGUUUCCAACACAUGUACCAUCCGAAGAGACGCCCUUCCACUGUCUUCUUACACGAUCUCUACAAGCAACAGAACCAACAUGAGCGAGAGAUUGAAGACAAGCAGUUCAGUCAAAGAUCCCAAUCACGGGAAGAGAACGCUUCUUCACUCGGCGAACACCAGGAUGAAAAAGAGAAAGACGACGUUAACAAAAAAGGCAUCUUUUCCAGUUUCCCACUCUUUGCAACAUUUCCAAAAGCCACCUAGGAUAGCCUGUUGCUGAGCAAU